Molecule: messenger RNA, 3247 nt
Organism: Tachyglossus aculeatus (Australian echidna)
Lineage: Eukaryota; Metazoa; Chordata; Mammalia; Monotremata; Tachyglossidae
Gene: NR4A2
Product: nuclear receptor subfamily 4 group A member 2
Exons: 8
Coding region: 139-1938 (599 amino acids)
Biological process (GO): dopaminergic neuron differentiation; central nervous system neuron differentiation; regulation of transcription by RNA polymerase II
Cellular component (GO): transcription regulator complex; nucleus
Molecular function (GO): nuclear receptor activity; nuclear glucocorticoid receptor binding; zinc ion binding
Source: RefSeq, a predicted model, not a curated record
AGGGAGACGCCGAGAUCGACUGAGGGGCGGACUGAGCGGGCUGGACGCCUCAUUGAUUUUCUAAGAUCUGGAAAAGUUUGUCGUCCCACACUGUCCACCUUUAAUUUCUUCGAAAACGCCUGUACCUCGGCUGAAGCCAUGCCCUGUGUUCAGGCUCAGUAUGGGUCAUCGCCUCAAGGAGCCAGCCCAGCUUCCCAGAGCUACAGUUACCACUCUUCGGGAGAAUACAGCUCCGAUUUCUUAACUCCAGAGUUUGUCAAGUUUAGCAUGGACCUCACCAACACUGAAAUCACUGCCACCACUUCUCUCCCCAGCUUCAGUACCUUUAUGGACAACUACAGCACAGGCUACGACGUCAAGCCGCCUUGCUUGUACCAAAUGCCCCUGGCCGGACAGCAGUCCUCCAUUAAGGUGGAAGACAUUCAGAUGCACGGCUACCAACAGCACAACCACCUGCCCCCGCAGUCCGAGGAAAUGAUGCCGCACUCGGGCUCCGUUUACUACAAGCCCUCGUCGCCCCCGACGCCCACCACCCCCGGCUUCCAGGUGCAGCAUGGCUCCGUGUGGGACGACCCGGGCCCCCUGCACAACUUCCACCCCAACUACGUGGCCACCACACACAUGAUCGAGCCGAGGAAGGCGCCCGGGUCCCGCCUGUCCCUCUUCUCCUUCAAGCAGUCCCCGCCGGGCACCCCCGUGGCCAGCUGCCAGAUGCGCUUCGACGGGCCCCUGCACGUGCCCAUGGCCCCGGAGCCGGCGGGUGCCCACCACGUGGUGGACGGCCAGGCCUUCGCCGUGCCCAACCCCAUCCGCAAGCAGGCCGCCGCCAUGGGCUUCCCCGGCCUGCAGCUGGGCCACGCCGCCCAGCUGCUCGACGCCCAGGUGCCCUCGCCGCCCUCCCGCGGCUCGCCCUCCAACGAGGGCCUCUGCGCCGUGUGCGGGGACAACGCCGCCUGCCAGCACUACGGCGUGCGCACCUGUGAGGGCUGCAAGGGCUUCUUCAAGCGCACGGUCCAGAAAAACGCCAAAUACGUUUGUUUAGCAAAUAAAAAUUGCCCUGUGGACAAACGGCGCCGAAAUCGCUGUCAGUAUUGCCGGUUUCAGAAGUGCCUUGCGGUCGGGAUGGUUAAAGAAGUGGUGCGUACAGACAGUUUAAAAGGUCGGAGGGGUCGCUUGCCAUCGAAACCGAAGAGCCCCCAGGAGCCCUCACCCCCCUCUCCCCCGGUGAGUCUGAUCAGUGCCCUGGUGAGAGCUCAUGUCGACUCCAACCCGGCUAUGACCAGCCUGGACUAUUCCAGGUUCCAGGCGAACCCUGACUUCCAGAUGAGCGGGGACGACACGCAGCACAUCCAGCAGUUCUAUGAUCUCCUGACCGGCUCCAUGGAGAUCAUCAGAGGCUGGGCCGAAAAAAUUCCCGGCUUCACCGAUCUGUCCAAGUCCGAUCAGGACCUGCUUUUCGAGUCCGCCUUCCUGGAGUUGUUCGUCCUCCGACUAGCCUACAGGUCUAACCCCGUGGACGGUAAACUCAUCUUUUGCAAUGGGGUGGUCUUGCACAGGUUGCAAUGCGUCCGUGGCUUUGGGGAAUGGAUUGAUUCCAUUGUUGAAUUCUCCUCCAACUUGCAGAAUAUGAACAUCGACAUUUCUGCCUUUUCCUGCAUCGCUGCCCUGGCGAUGGUGACAGAGAGGCAUGGGCUCAAGGAACCCAAGAGAGUGGAGGAGCUGCAGAACAAGAUUGUGAAUUGUCUUAAAGACCACGUGACUUUCAAUAACGGGGGGUUGAAUCGCCCCAACUAUUUGUCCAAACUCUUGGGGAAGCUCCCGGAGCUACGCACCCUUUGCACACAGGGGCUACAGCGUAUUUUCUACCUGAAACUGGAAGACUUGGUCCCUCCCCCGGCAAUAAUUGACAAACUUUUCCUGGACACUCUACCGUUUUAAGAAAGACUUUCUCCCACACACUUCCAAUGAACUUGAAAGGAAAGCGAGCUCUCCGAGGGGAGAAUUCACAUGUGCACAAAGAGUACCCACUUGGGUGCCUCGGUGUUUACCCCUCCCCACCCUUCUAUUUUUUUUUUUACCCCACUCCCAUCCCUCUCCUUGCCCCCAACAAAACAGGCAAACAAACAAAAACCCGUUGCUAUUUCCUAACCUGCAGGCAGAAGGUGAAUGGGCAUUUGGGCUCUGGGCCAUCCUGGAUUUAGAUCACGGACUACACUCAAUGCUAUGGUAUAAACUUUUUAUUAUCGGCUAAAAAUAAAACAAAAAGAGUUUAUUGUUCAGAAAAAAAGGACUUCUAAUGGCCACGCCGGGUGCUGCAGCUAAGAGUUUUGAGUACCCACAAAAGAGUAUUAAGGUGACCCACAAGUAUUUCCCUUCUUAAAGACUUAAGAGUUUUCUGCUGUAAGAGAAAGCUGUAAUAUAUAGUAAAACUAAAUGUUGCUGUGGGUGGCAUGAAUUAAAGAAGGCAAAGGCUUGUAAAUUUAUCCGACGCAGUUUGGCUUUUUUUAAUUAUUUUGUGCCUAUUUAUGAAUAAAUAUUAAAAAAUUCUAAAAGAUAAGCGUGUUUGCAAAAAAAAAAAAAGAAUAAAUAACCACAUAAAAAGGGACCGCAUGUUGAUUCUAGGUCGAAAUGUUAUAGGCACUUGCUAUUUCAGUAAUGUCUAUAUUAUAUAAAUAGUAUUUCAGACACUAUGUAGUCUGUUAGAUUUUAUAAAGAUUGGUAGUUAUCUGAGCUUAAACAUUUUCUCAAUUGUAAAAUAGGUGGGUACAAGUAUUACAAAUCGGAAAAUCCUGACAAAAGGGACACAUAGUGUUUGUAACACGGUCCAACAUUCCUCGUUUGUAAGUGUUGUAUGUACUGUUGAUGUUGAUAAAAAAAGUUUAUAUCUUGAUUAUUUUGUUGUCUAAAGCUAAACAAAACUUGCAUGCAGCAGCUUUUGACUGUUUCCAGAGUGCUUAUAAUAUACAUAACUCCCUGGAAAUUACUGAGCACUUUGAAUUUUUUUUGGUUUUUUUUUUAAUGUCUAAAAUUGUCGGUUAAUAUAUUAUUUUAUGUUUGAGUAAGAUUUUUAAUAUUGCCAUAUUCUGUAGUAUUUUUCUUUGUAUAUUUCCAGUAUGGCACAUGAUAAAAGUCACUGCCUUUUUUUCUAUGGUGUAUGACAGUUAGAAACGCUGAUUUUUUUCCUGAUAAAUUCUUUCUUUGAGAAAGACAAUUUUAAUGUUUACAACAAUAAACCCAUGUAAACGAA